AUUUGAAAUCAGGAAAAAACUAAAAACAGCCAAAAAGAAAGAAAAGAAAGAAAAAAAGAAAAAGCAAGAAGAGGAGCAGGAAAAGAAAAAGCUGACACAGAUUCAAGAAUCUCAGGUAACAUCCCACAACAAGGAACGGCGUUCCAAACGGGAUGAGAAACUAGAUAAGAAAUCUCAAGCCAUGGAGGAGCUAAAAGCAGAGCGAGAAAAACGGAAGAACAGAACAGGUGAGUGGGGAAAAUGUAAUGGCUGCUUUGUCUCUGGGAUCAUAUGAUUUGACA
This is a messenger RNA of Leptonychotes weddellii (Weddell seal), 281 nucleotides long. NCBI's taxonomy places the organism in Eukaryota, Metazoa, Chordata, Mammalia, Carnivora, Phocidae. The record is from RefSeq and is a predicted model, not a curated record.